This is a messenger RNA of Labrus bergylta (ballan wrasse), 3556 nucleotides long. Lineage: Eukaryota; Metazoa; Chordata; Actinopteri; Labriformes; Labridae. The record is from RefSeq and is a predicted model, not a curated record.
GAGCUGCAUAAGCCAAAGGAUGACAGCAGCCAGUCCUGUCUGCAGCCCCGCCUCCUCCCAUUCGUCCUACUCUUCACCUGCUUGCCUCCCAGCAUGCCACAGACACCUGAGAAAAGGCAAAGCCCUCCAGACCAAACUUCACCUGCGCUCUGGCCCCGGCGUGUGGCUCCUGCUGGGUGUAGCCGUGGUUUUGGUCGGGAUGGCAGUCGCAAUAGCGGGCUACGUUUCUGCAGCGCCGAAGCCAGUGGGCGGCCGAGGCAGCACCCACGUUGAGAGGAUGAAACUGGCUGGUCCUGUGGUCAUGGGAGUGGGCUUGUUCAUUUUCAUCUGUGCUGCCACACUUCUCUAUGAGAACCGGGACCAGGAAGUCCUCAGGCAGGAGAUGUCCGACGACCUGGAGGAUCUGAAGGGAGGAAACUGCUGGGAGGAUUUGCAGGAACGGCCCGGCUUCGGCUGCCAGGCGGAGUGGGAGUGUGGAGAUGGAGAGCAGGGGUGCUGGGCCACUCCAGCCCAUGCGUGCCCUCUCUUAGAACACAACUGUGGUCCUCCUCUUCCUCCUCCUCCUCCUCCUCCAUUCGGCAGGAACCGAAAAAACAUCAGCAGUAGAGCAUCCCCACCGCCUGCUUCAGAUGCAGGAGGCAGAGAUAACGAACACAGGGAGGAUGAGGAGGGAAGAUCAACGCUGUUGGCGCGAGUUCUGCACCACCAGGAGCCGACUCCUCAACCUCCCUCCCCCUGCCUGUCCAUCUCCCACUCCUCCGUCAACUCAGAGUCCUGCAACUCCAGUGAAAUCAACUUUAACAUACGGACAGGCUCUCCUCUGCCGACUCAACACUGAACCUCCUACUGAUUUAACUCUCAUAAAAUAUGCAUGAUGAGAUACAUUGGUUUCACAUGCAGGCAUUGAACUAAAGACUGUGUGUUGGUAUGAUUUAGUGCCUCUGAGUGGCGCAGUGGCUCUGAGUCACAUUCUGUGAGCGAUUUUUUUUUUUUUGUGUCCUACAUCUUUUACCGACUCACCCACGUUUGAGAGAUUGGAGCUAUGCUGUUUGAUGUCAACUAGACCCAUCUUGUUGUCUUUGAUCUCACCCCGGCCCAAAAUCCCCAAGGCCACUGCCUGCUUGACCAUAUUAGGACGUGAGGAGAAUAUCUGAAAAAGUUAGUUGGGUGCCAUGGCGGGAGAGGAACACACGUAGGCUACUCCCCCCUUUCUGUUUUACACACACACACACACACACACAUCCUCUCUCGGUGAUACAGCGCCUACAUUUCCUCACUGGUAAGGUUUGGUAAGAGGAUGAGCCAGAUUAGGUGUCCAUUGAGCCUUUAUGUAAUCUCACACAUACUGUAAUCUACUCUUUAUCAGAGCAAAUUGGGUCUCUGUAUAAACAAGAGGAUCACAAAAGGACACACUGCACUCACUCCACACCUACAGCCACUCUAUAAAUACCAGCUGGUGCUUUGUACGCACGCAAUGUGGACUAGAGGUUUUUUUUUCUUCUUCUUUUUGCUGUAAUUCAACAAUUUCUUUUGUCAAAUUUUGUGUCAGCUCCUCAGUUUUCUCCCUAUUCUCGGGUGUGAUGAGACAAGAUCUUUGAGGAUUUGAAUCAGAUUGUAGGUAGAAAGAAAAGAGCAAUGGCUAGAGGGGAAGAAAAAAAAAACCCAGCAAAAUCUGGUCGGUUAUGAGUUAUUCCUGACGCAGCGUAACUGAGAAAAAGCGGCUCUGUGAAUCGUGUAACUGAAGCCUCACUCUCCCACCAUCCCGACCUUUCAUCUCCUCCUGUUCAUCAUCUGAUUCCUACGCUUUUAUUCAAAUACUCCAUCCUCCAUCAUCUCAAUCCUGCAGCCAGAAAAACAAAACAAAAACAAAAACAGUAAAAUAAUGUCAGUUCUAGUGAAUCCAGGCCGAGCAUGUUUGAACAGGCUGAGAGGUAACAGGGGUAGGAUUUUAAUUAUCACCAGCAUUUUCUCCUCCAGCUUCUAAUUACACAGGGGAUCAGUCUGAAGGCUUUUAUAGGUGCUUUAGGACUGCAGAGUAUUUCCUUGUUGUUUGGGCCCAUGCUGGGAUCCUGCCAUCCAGAUGACGACUAAGACUGAAGUGUACAGUAAUUUGCAGCCUCACAUUUCACUCACAUACAGCACCCAUCUUUCUCUUUCUCUCUCUCACACACACACACAGAGUCAGAAGAGGUGUGAUGUGUAGGUACGGUAUGCUGUUUUAGGUGCUGGAUGCAUCUCUCAGGAGCAGGGCUAAGUUUGGUAGAUGUGUCUGAAUCUUCCAACGAGGUUCAAGCAGCCUCCUUCGCACUUAAAGCUCAGAAACGCAGCUCUAACUCGACACACACUCACACACAUAACUCCCUCUCACUGUGAGAAGAGCUGCUGUGUUUACACAAGGGGAGAUGCUGAUUGGCAGAGCUGCCUCUAAACAUUUGUUUCAUCUCUUUGUUAGUCUGAGGAUUUAUAUUUAAUAAAAUAUAUUCAUAUUAUUUUGUCUUUUUUAUCUAUUAGAGAUGUCAAUUUGUUCAGAAGCUAAACCUAUGCUGUGUUGAAACUGUUUUUCUGGUCGUUUAUUUUGGUCACAAUGGUCAAAUAUGUAAAAGAAAGAAAGCUGAUACAUUUCUCAAAAGUUCCUGUAUUUAGAAGGGAUCUCAAACUCAAACUCAGUUUAUCGUUGUUGUUUUUUUCUGGCUUUUUUGAGCCUUUAUUGUAGAGACAGGAGAGUGGAUAGAAUCGGCAAUCGGGGAAAGAGACAGUCAGGAGUUACAUGCAGGACAGGAGCCACAGGUCAGAAUUGAACCCUUGAAUCCACUAGGCUACCGGUGCCCUAACUCAGUUUUUGAUCAAGUAAAACAAAGUAAAGCAACAAAACUCACAUUUUGGAAGUUGAAACCAUAUUUGUAGGAAUUGCUGUAAUAAAUAUCAUAAUUAAACUAUGCUUUUGUUACGGCUGUGGUCAUGUGAGUGGGCCUUUUAACACCAUCCUUAAUUAACACAUUUUAUUCAUAAUGCUUGAUUUAAAAUAGUGAACAGCGCAGCAGCAACACAAAAUACAAAAUCAGUGUAUCUGUUGUCACAAAAUUGUCACAAAAAAUGUCACUCGGUUUCUUUUUAAAAUAUAACUGAAUCUAUCCCUUCCUCUGAGAGAUUAAGUAGGGUGAUAUCCUAGAAGACCGACUGGAGGCCGUAAGCUUCUUAACCAUGCGCUGACUCAGGAUCCACACAACGUCUUCGUUCCAGCAGAGCGAUUAUCAACACUUUUUAUUGGUAUGACAGGUGUGAGUGUUUGAGGAUCAACCAGCCUUUUUUACUAAAGAUUUCACCUGUUUCAGCAGGAAAAAGGGUCCAGUUAAGACAUCUUCUGUGACAAGAUUUAAGCAUCUGCUGCUUUCUGUUAAUGUAAUGUUUCUAUAUCUGGCAUGCAGUAUGUCAACAAAACAGUGGGAUGAGUUUUCAGCUUGGUCUUAUUUGUAACAUUCACACUGUAUCAUCUUUUGAAAUGGCUAAUAAACCAAAUGACAUUUUCUGACAUUAAAAAGGACAACAAAAUCCUUAA